Molecule: messenger RNA, 1209 nt
Organism: Anthostomella pinea
Lineage: Eukaryota; Fungi; Ascomycota; Sordariomycetes; Xylariales; Xylariaceae
Source: the annotation of a GenBank genome assembly
AUGAAAGAACCACACUUGCAGUUGUUCAACCCUGUGAACAUGGAGAGGGGCGGAUCGUUCCCUCAAUUUGCUUUACUGCCGCCAGAGAUUCGCAUCCAGAUAUGGAAGCAUGCAUCACAACGCCACCGCAUCAUAACCGUGGGUGUAACGACCCACCGGCGCGGGCUGCAGCGCCCCCGCGCCCACAAGAACCACUUGGGAAAGCCGAUAAUUGGAGAUAGUUGUCGCAUCGAGGUGGGAGGUGCUCAAGUGCUUAGCAAACUGCUAAGAGUAAAUCGAGAAUCCAGACAGCUCACGCUAGAGGUGCAGCGAGUUCACUUGCCGUGCUUCCUUACAGGAAGACUCAAGUCGGAACGAGCAACCUUGCAUUUCAACCCCGAACUUGAUAUCCUUCGGAUCACACCAUCCACCGACGUAGCUUUCGCCAAUUUGGUCUUCGAGCUCAAGGCCUACGACCCACGCGACGUCGGCCUGCUAAGGUUGGCAGCAGAUUUCAACAGCCUCGUACGCAUUAGUCAGGUCGAACCCGAAAAGCUUGAUCAGCAUAUGCAGAGCGCGUUCCGGUCGACCUUGAUACAAGUAGAGGAGGUGUUCUUCUGUGUGAUCGAACCUACCGGACGGGCCUUUCUAGGCCCCUUGAGCGGGAUCCCGGCGGCAAAGGGUGUGUGGUUCAACCGAUCCUAUCCGAUCCUCGCGGCAACGCCGACCUUUGACCUCAUAGCACGAGAUCCUCGCCCCAUUUGCGCAGACCUGUGUCGGGUUUUCGCGGGGACCGGCGAUCCGCGCAGAAUGGCUAUGGUUUGGAGCGAGACCCUCAGCAACUGGAAUAUCCAGCAGCCAGGUCGACAGGCCCGCUGUAGAUACCUCUUAGCCAUCGAACGAGGGGAACACCGGGGUAAUAACAUUGCCUGCCGUCAAGAUGCUGAAGAUUGGCUUCAGUUGGAGGACAGGGCGUGGACUAGGAGACAGCGGAAGUACGAGAAACAUAUACUCAGGUGGGGAGGAAAUGUUCCAGUCGAAAGUCCUGACAAGCUGGAGAAGGCCUCAAGGCCUGCUGUGGGCUUCUGGCUCUUCCCUCUCGAGGCUCUCGGGCCACUACCGAAGGACGAACCCCACGGGGGAAAUAUACAAUUCUUCACGAAACAACUGAGGAACAUGGCAGGCUCCUCUAUAUGGUUCUCCAUCUUCUCCUUGAAACAGAAGAAAUAG